Molecule: messenger RNA, 1329 nt
Organism: Daucus carota subsp. sativus
Lineage: Eukaryota; Viridiplantae; Streptophyta; Magnoliopsida; Apiales; Apiaceae
Product: pectinesterase 2
Exons: 2
Coding region: 1-1329 (442 amino acids)
Biological process (GO): cell wall modification
Molecular function (GO): pectinesterase activity; pectinesterase inhibitor activity
Source: RefSeq, a predicted model, not a curated record
AUGGCUCAAUGCAUCGCUAUGGACAGGGUCACAUCAGAAUUAGGAAGAAUCAAAUUGCUAGAGCCAAAACUUCUUAACAAUGCUGAAAGAUCUGCAUGGUCCAAUUGCUUACAAUUUUAUCAUCUCACAGUGAAGUCUUUGACCAAAAUCCUUGAUGUUAACAGAGGGAGUACAACUGCUGAAAUCCAAAUAUGGCUCAGUGGCGCAUCAACCAACAUUCGUACAUGUCAUGACGGAUUCUUUGAUGUGAAAGUGACCACCAACAUCUACCCACUCGUGAUAUCCAACAAUGUGACCGAGCUUAUUACUAAUUGUCUUGCAGUAAACAAGGUUUUAUUUGACGAGGAAAAAGGAACCAACCUCCAGGAGUUGAGUCAAUCUUUUUCAGCUAACAAAAGUGUUUCUCAAAACGCAAACUGUGUGGUGGCUCAAGAUGGCUCGGGAGAUUACAAGACGAUUACAGAAGCUCUACAAGCGUCAACUAGGCGACCAGAUGUCAGUCAGAGGUUUGUCAUCCAAGUAAAACAGGGGACUUAUGCAGAAUAUCCGGUUGUUACAGAUCAAAUGCAGAAUGUUAUGAUUGUUGGAGAGGGUAUGGACAACACCAUUGUUACUGGAAACGCAAAAGGAGCCACACUCAUUGAUUCCGCAACUUUCAAGGUCUAUGGAGAAGGAUUUGUAGCACAGGACAUUACUUUUGAGAAUACUGCCGGUCCAUCUGCAGGACAAGAAAUAGCCUUAUUUUCACAAUCCGAUCAGUCUGCUUUCUAUCGAUGUCGUUUCAAAGGUUACCAAGACACUCUCUUAGCUAGCAUGAAUCGACAAUUCUACCGAGAAUGUGAAAUAUAUGGCACUGUUGACUACAUAUUCGGCAACGCUGCUGUAGUUUUUCAGAAAUGUCUCAUCUAUGCUGGAACAGUGACCACGGCUCAAGGUCGAACCGACCCAAACUCUCCCACAGGAACCGUGAUCCAGAAUUGUCGGAUUGUAUCCGGACCCGAACUUCCAGCAGGGCCUAGUCCAGCUUACUUAGGACGUCCGUGGUUCGAUUAUUCACUUGUUGUUGUUAUGCAGAGCUUUCUUGACAACGUGGUGAACCCGGCAGGAUGGUUGGAAUGGCCGGGUGCUGGUCAGGGUAGAUACUCAACUUUAUAUUAUGCAGAGUUUAACAACAAUGGACCAGGCUCGGGAACUAAUGCGAGAGUCAAGUGGCCUGGUUACCAUAUUAUAACAGAUGCAUCUCAAGUACAGCAAUACAGUGUUGCAAACUUUAUUGCUGGUAAUUCUUGGCUACCAGCUACUGGUGUGCCAUUUGAUUCCGGGAUUUAA